AUGGAGACUUUGAAGCAGGACACGACGCAAUCGACACUUGUUGAUGACGCAAGCGAGAAAGAGGAAAAAAGCUCCACGACAUCAAUCGUGUCGCAUGAAUCUGCUGUCCCUUAUAGAGAAAAACCAUUGCUAUUGUCUUCUACGCCACGUCGCUGCGUGUCGAAAGAGAUGCUCGAGCAGACGCCUACUUUUGAAAUUAAUUCACAUAAUCAUGAAAUGAUUGUACCUCAACCUUUUGGGUGUUUUCACGUCAUGCAACUGAUUCAAAAGUCCAUUCAAAUGGGAACUUUUUUUUCACCAAAAUUAUUUGUGCCCAAGGAAAUUUGGCAACAAGAUCACGUGAAAUUGGCUGGAAUUCCACUUAAAAUUGAAAUUUUCCAUCAAUUAAAACACGGACUUGAAAAGACCAAUCACGCUCUGUCCUUGUCUCCAGAUACGACGAAAAGUGCUUUUAUCAAAGAAUUGGACGCGUUGCUGGAUUUUACGCGACAUGAACGCGUGCAGUUGAUCCGGUCUUUUCCUUUUUUACUGCAGGAUAAGAGCAAUGAUACUAUCCAGUUGAGGCGUAGAGGGAGCAGCAGCAAUGGAGCUGAUGAAGGAAUUACAGAUGCUACUUCAUCAAAUAUUGGCAAACUGACAAAUCUAGCCUUUGGGUUUGGACGCAUGGUCAAAAAACAAGCUAUUGCUGCUGUAGAACGCGUCGGAGCUGCACCUUCUGUUGCAGUAUCGAUCGAUGAGUUGGAUGCGUAUUCUGCCGUGCUUUGUAUGUUCUUCAAUUCUACGCGGAGCAUUGAAAAUCUUCUUGGACUACGAGCACAUGCCGAUAAUACCCAAGAACAAGUUAAUGCUCACAAGGUGGAAACGGGAAGAUCGCAGCUAAACUCUGCUACGUUGAAGAAACUGGAAGAUCUCGCAAUUUUCCUGGAUGAAGUCGUCAUCGAGCUUGUAAUGCGUGAUGUUUACAACCUAUUGGAGAUCUAUAUGCGGAGGUUGACGCGGCAAUUUGGCGACUUUACAGUGGAGCAGGCUUUGCUGAAGCGCCACCCAUCUGUGUCGACGUAG
Molecule: messenger RNA, 1062 nt
Organism: Peronospora farinosa
Lineage: Eukaryota; Oomycota; Peronosporomycetes; Peronosporales; Peronosporaceae
Source: the annotation of a GenBank genome assembly